UUUCAUGGUUUUAGUGAAGUUAUAGUUUUGAAUGGUAUAUCACCUUAUUUCUCUUUCUAUAUCUCAUUUAUAAGUUAUUUUAAACUCUCCGCAUCAAAAAAGAUGUUUCUUGUUCGCUUUAUCCUGAUGAUCAAUUGUAUUUAUUGUCUUUUUCUUUUUUCUUUGUGCUCUCUCUCUCUCCUUUUAGCAUGUUUGCUCCUUUGUCUUCUCUUAAAGAUAUUGUCUGUAGCUCUGUGUUUUAUUUUAAUUUUUUGUCUUUUAUUCUUUGAUUCUUAUCAGACUGACAAAACUAAGCCUAUCUUGUGUUUGCAGGCUUUCCUUCCUUCCUAUCUUUUCUUGCAGCUCUGUUUUUCCUCUCUAACGUGCUGGUGUUUGUUAUGAUCUCACUCUCUUUGGUUUUUGUUUUCAUACUGUUCAUGCUGGUUAUACUUGCUAUCUCUACUAAAACAGAUUUCUAAACAAUCAGCUUGCUUGUGUAUUUCUCUCCUUUUUUUGGUAUUUUCUGUCUAAAGUCUUUAUUAUUUGUGUCUCUUUGUAAUUUGUGAAUCUUCUAUCCGUCUGCUCAUUUUUUUCUCUUUCGCCAUGUUUCUGUCCUUGCUUGUUUGUCUCUUAACUGUUUUUCAGUGUUCGACUUCCUCAUGUGCCUUGACUAGUCAUUUAAAUGGAGUGCUGUCUUAGGUGUCCAUCAACAAGAUCCUUUGUAUUAUCCUCUAUUCAUUUCUGUCCUGUCUCAUGCUUUUUUGUCUUAUUAUUCUAAUUUGGUUUUUCUCUUUGUGACUCCUAUUUUCAUGAUGUAUGAACUUAGAGUUUUUUUCUCCAAGCGUGUGUGGAAGGGAAUUAAAUGUAACAUCUAUUAACAUUUGUAUCUUAGUGCCAGCCAUGCCAGUGAAGAUUUCAUGUCUCUUCUUUUAUUAUUUCUGUAAAACCAACUGUUUGUCGAUGCAACACAGAAAUUUAAACAUGCAACGUCUGUCCUCUGUAUGUUGCUAUAUGUGUUUGUCUGCGGUUUUUAUAUAUUUAUAUUUAUGUCAUUAUAUGUGUGUAUCAUAAACUCUCAAAGGAUUUGGGGACAUAAUUUGGUUUCUAUUAUUUUAAGUUUAUUGACUUUGUGUUUUUGUCUAAAAAUGUGCUUAUUAUUUUGCUAGUGGAGGUAACGUUCUUUUUGAAGAUGUACUUAAAUUUCCUAUGAGUUACACCUCUCAGGUCUUGUGCCCAUUAUUAAUCUGUGGAAUACAAGGCAGAUUUUAUUUGGCUUUUGUUAGCAAUAGCUGUUAAAAAAAAAAAAAAAAAAACCCUAUGAAGUGACAUCAAUCCAUAGUAAAACUGGGACUGAACGGAUCAUUUUGGAGAGGCGGUUUGCUGCUAAACAGGUGGAGGUUGGACUCCCUGUGGGCUCAAACGCUUUCUGUAGAUGAGUAAACUGCUCAUUAAUGUUUGAGCUGUUUUACGUUUGUCAACGAUUUUUUGCUUGCAGGGGCAACAAGCCAGCAAACAGCCCCAAGGGUCACCCUCCUGAUGCCGACGGGCACUCUUCUGUAACUGACCUGGCCAACUCGCUCACUGGAGACAUGGUGAUGUUGUCCCCAGGUUCAGAGGAUGAUGACGGCGAAGGGCCCGUCAGUGAAAAACUCGGUCGAAUCCAGUUCAGCAUAGGCUACAGCUUCCAGAACACAACCCUCACCGUCAAAGUUCUCAAGGGCCAGGACCUGCCAGCCAAGGAUUUCUCCGGCACCUCAGACCCUUUUGUCAAAAUCUACCUGCUGCCUGACAAGAAGCACAAGUUGGAAACCAAGGUCAAGAGGAAGAACCUCAACCCCCACUGGAAUGAAACCUUCCUCUUUGAGGGCUUCCCUUACGAGAAGGUGAGAGAACGCACUCUCUACCUCCAGGUGUUGGACUACGACCGCUUCAGCAGGAACGACCCCAUCGGAGAGGUGUCAAUCCCCCUGAACAAGGUGGAACUGGGCCAGCUGAAGACCUUCUGGAAGGAGCUUAAGCCCUGCAGUGAUGGCAGUGGGAGACGAGGCGACCUGCUGGUGUCUCUCUGCUAUAAUCCCACUGCCAACACCAUCACUGUGAACAUCAUCAAAGCUCGCCAUCUUAAAGCCAUGGAUAUCGGGGGCACCUCGGACCCUUAUGUAAAGGUGUGGCUCAUGCACAAGGACAAGCGUGUAGAGAAGAAGAAGACGCCGGUGAUAAAGCGCUGUCUGAAUCCAGUUUUCAACGAGUCUUUCCCCUUUGAUGUCCCUGCCCAUGUGCUGAGGGAGACUACCAUCAUCAUCACCGUCAUGGACAAGGACAGGCUUAGCCGCAACGAUGUUAUUGGCAAGAUCUACCUAUCGUGGAAGAGCGGGCCAGCAGAAGUAAAGCAUUGGAAGGACAUGCUCGCUCGGCCGCGCACUAACGUCGCCCAGUGGCACGCUCUUAAGGCCUGAUCGCACCACCCAGCUUCCUCCAUGGCCACUUCCCGUCUCCUAUUUCCUACCCCUCUUUUCUCUCCCCUACUCCCGCUCCCGUCCUUAUGCACAAGACUGACUUGCUGCCAGGCUGCGAAACACGGGUACAAUUAGCCAUCUGCUCUCUUAAACCUUUAAACUCUUCUCUAUUUUCUUUUAGAAUCUCAAUUUCCUCUUCCACUUCUCUCUGAAUUUCUCGCCCUUUGUGCUGUUGUAUGUUUUUUUUUUUUUCUGUGUCGCCACUUUGCCAAUAGUCCCCCUGUUUCUGACUGUCUGUAUGUCUGUCUUUCUGUCCUUAUGCAAUCAGCCCAUGGAGGUCUAACGAUCCGUUUAUUUGUCGCUGCAGUCCCUGACCAGUUAAACAAGUUGGUAUCUUAGAGAAUCAUAAUAAUUUGAGCUCAUUUAAUCUUGUUGUAUAAAUAGUACAGUUACACAAUAUAAUACAGAAGGCACUGUAUGAACAUACAGGCGGAUGUCAAUAAAUUACAAUACCAUCGUAAUGUUAAUUUAGUGGUUCAGCUCAAAAAGUGAAACUCACUGCAUACCAAGUGGGUAAACCUAGAGUAUUAUAUAUUUCCAGUCUUUAUGUCUGUUAAUUUUGAUGACUGCGAUGUGCAGCUAAUAUGAACCCCAAAUUCAGUUUCUCGUAGAAGUCGGUUAUUACAAAAGACCAAUGAAAAUAAUUAAUACAGCAUUGUGGUGCUACAACAUGUACUAUGUACUCAAUAAUUGACUGGGGCCACCAGCCUGUGACUCUGCAAAUGUGUGCGCCAGCCUUCAGUUCAUCCUCACUGUUGGCUCUAGAGCCUCGGCACUGUUUGAGAUUUAUACCAGGAGAGUUUGCACUUUUGCCAUAUUCUGCUGGAAAAAUAAAAUCUGCUCUUCUAUAAACCUUGUCAGCAGAGUGAAACAUGGAAUGCUCUAAAACCUUUUUGGUAAACGUCUCUGCUAACGUUGGACUUUAUAAAAUACAAUAGAACAACCUCAACCAGCUUGAAAUCUGUGCCUCUUCCCUUUAUCUCCAGACUCUGGGACCUUGAUUUACCAAUGAAAAAUAAAAUCUUCUUUUCUAAUGGAAAGAGGACUUGGAACAUGUCCUUUUUAAGAAGUAUUUGUCAGUGUCUUGCAUUCAGGAGUGUCUUAACAAAAGGAAGGUAACAGUUGCAGAAUAUAUUCUGGAAAUGAUUGUGUGCAGUGACUCUUAAAGCUCUGACUCCAGCCACAGUCAGUCCCUUGUGAUUCUCACCAAAAAUCAUAAAUGAGCUAGAAUCCUCUCCAGGCUUCAGUUAUCCCUGUUGCCUGUGCCAGAUUUUUCAGCCACUGUUUUUCCUUCCACUCAACUUUUCAAUCAGCAGCACACACUUGUGGUUUCCCACCUUUGUACAGAAUGUCAGUCUCUGUCUGCUGCUAUAUUCUAUUUAUCUGAGAAACAGAAAUUUGGGUUUUCAUUAGUUGUUAAUAGGUAACAAUCAAAAUUAAGAGACAUAAACGCUCCAAAUAUGAUGUUUGUAAUGAAUCUCUAUUAAUUAUUAAUUCUACUAAUUAAUUAACAUUUCUGUGACGUUACGAUACACCUGUACUCAUCUUAUGAAGAUAUAAUUUAGCUAUGUAGGCUGGCAGGGUUUCACUUAUGAACACUAGAUAACUGUAUCUUAGCCAUAUUCUGUCACCUGUUUCCCCGUUUCAUUAGUCUUUUCAUUGACCCUACUGUCCUUGUUAUCUGUCUCAAGUGUUUUAAAUUUUUUUCUCAUUGCAAACCUUUUCUCCUUCACUCAAGAAUGGUUUAAUGUUCAGCUGAAGUCUUUGAAAGUGAUCGAUAACAGGUUUGUGAUGAAACAAGCUGAACUCAGGACGGAUUUGUUCACACUGUUGUCUCUUCUCUUCCUUCUAUUCUCCUCUCUGUACUCUCUUUUGCCCCUCUUCUCUUCCUUCUGGCACAAUAUUAGUGACUUACUUUGCCUCACCACUCCUCUCACAACAACCCUCUUUCUGGAGCCUUCCUUGUCGUCUGUGUGCUGUGGGUGCUGUGCUGUAGCUCCAACAAAAAUAGAGAUUAAAAAAAAAAAAAAAAAAAAAAAAAAAAAAAAGCAACUAAACUUUCCAAAGCUGGGAAAAGAUGGGACACAAACUUGUGACAUGGAUUCGUCCCGAUUUUUCCAGAAAGAAGAAGAAAAAAAAAAAGACAC
This is a messenger RNA of Poecilia latipinna (sailfin molly), 4642 nucleotides long. RefSeq names its product synaptotagmin VIIa (gene syt7a). Lineage: Eukaryota; Metazoa; Chordata; Actinopteri; Cyprinodontiformes; Poeciliidae. Gene Ontology annotation, cellular component: synaptic vesicle; axon; synapse. The record is from RefSeq and is a predicted model, not a curated record. Gene Ontology annotation, biological process: vesicle fusion; calcium ion-regulated exocytosis of neurotransmitter. Gene Ontology annotation, molecular function: SNARE binding; phosphatidylserine binding; clathrin binding.